CGGUAAGCAAUCUCUUAAUAUUUAGCCUAGGCCUGGCCAGGAGGCAUACCAACCAUCGCCGCGUCACGAAGAACUGGCCGCGCGAGGUUUCUCGCUCUCUGGAGGGCGUGAUAGACCAUCCCCAACCCGUCAAUGCCGAGACAUUAGGAAAACGGAUCAAGAGACGAGAAACGAAUGACUAGAGAAGGAAAUUGAGAUGCACUUUCCGGGUAUCGAGGGCGCGAAUUUGACGCCUUGUAGGCCGUGCCAGUGCUGUUCAAACAUUUGCGCGCCCAUUCGCCUGCCGCGCCCAUGACCACGCCUGCGCUAGAGAAGCCGGCCCGCCGGGCGCCAGAUCUCUCCUUGGCCCACGGCGUCCUGGACCUUGGCGCGGUCCGGCAUCUCCCGGGACAUGGCGGGGGUGUCUUCGCCGUCCUGCUCAGCGCCGACAUGGGUGGGUGUGUGCUCGCGUCCCCCGGCUCUGCGUGCGUCCCCGGCGCUGGGAGCUGCGAGCGCUACGUGCUCCUCACCAGCGGCAUGCACGCCCCGACGGGGCGCCAGGCUGCGGCACGUGCUGCGGUCGGGUCCCUGAACGACAGCGGAUCGCCGGUCGAAUUUAGGCAGAUUACUGGGAUGCUAGGAGCGGUGGCGUAAGCAGUAGGCCUGGAGUCAGCACAGGGCAAGCUGGUGCAGUGCGUCGAGUCAAGCUGGACCUGCACGAUCCAGCAAGCCAGGUAGCACUGAAUCGCUGCAGGAGGGCUCGUUUGGUUUGGUGGCGUCGACAGAAAAAAGUACUCACCUUGGCAGAAUUGGCUUUCGUAGAUCAACAUUGAGCUUAAUCCAAC
Molecule: messenger RNA, 824 nt
Organism: Gaeumannomyces tritici R3-111a-1
Lineage: Eukaryota; Fungi; Ascomycota; Sordariomycetes; Magnaporthales; Magnaporthaceae
Exons: 2
Coding region: 292-633 (113 amino acids)
Source: RefSeq, a predicted model, not a curated record